Messenger RNA from Salvelinus fontinalis (brook trout), 15763 nucleotides. Its product is annotated as zinc finger protein 462-like. NCBI's taxonomy places the organism in Eukaryota, Metazoa, Chordata, Actinopteri, Salmoniformes, Salmonidae. Gene Ontology annotation, biological process: regulation of gene expression. The transcript has 13 exons. Gene Ontology annotation, cellular component: nucleus. The record is from RefSeq and is a predicted model, not a curated record. Bases 828 to 8417 code for a protein of 2529 amino acids.
GUACCAGUUUGUUCAAGAUCACUGCUCGCUUGGGUUCAUGGUUCACGAGUACGUCGUUGUUUGAUAGAUGGAAUAAUUUGGAGACAGAGAGAGCGCCUCGUGAAUGACCUGGAAAGAGCUUAUCUCCUUUCUUAGUUAGUGUAGCACCAGACGCGGUGACUUGCUUGAGCCAGCCUGGGCGAGCGUGAAUAAACGGGUGGACAAACGAAUGCUCGAACUGGCUGGCGCUGGAAACCAUGGUAGUCAAAGUCAACUACCUUCUUCUACCAAUAUUCUACCAACCUUCCAUUCGUGUAGCUAUCUAGCUAUCUAUCUUUCGUGUUCUUGUCAAACUGGAUAAGGAGGAAAUAAGAAAGCCGAGGCUGUGAGCUGCGCUAGGUCGGAAGAGUCAGGAGAUUUAGCUGUCGGUCCCCCGGCUGUGUUGUGCGAUUGCUCCAAGGAGAAGCCAUUGCACGGACUGCUCUACCUCCUCUCCCACUCCCAGCCAGCCAGAGCAGAAAGAGAGAGCCCAGCCUCCAUUAGCGACAGUCUGGCUGGCAUAGCCGCUGGUACACGUCCAGACACUCCAUGUCCACUAUGUUAUGCUGCCGAUGGUUUAUUCCUUCAAUUACAAUCUAAUCUGAUGUGGAUUUAAUAUGGUUCUUCAUAUGAUUGGAACUAUCUAGCUACGAGUUUCUUGGGUGAAAUAUCCGUAUGAUCAGUUUGACUUCUUUUUUAAAUGUAUUCUGAGUCUGAUGUGGCGCUGUAAGGAGAACUGUUUUGGAUGUUAUGCUGUCAGCCAAGGCUCUGAAGUCAGGUUUCCCUGAUUUUCCAGGGAGUCCUCAGCGAUGGAGGUGCUACAGUGCGAUGGCUGUGACUUCCGUGCUGAGUCAUAUGACGACCUCAAGGCCCACAUCCAGGAUGUCCACACGGCCUUCCUGCAGCCCACGGACGUCGGAGACGGAGAGGGGGGCGGGAGUCCCUGCCAGUCCAGGUCAGACUCUCUUAACUCCCCCAGCCAGACAGAGGGGGAGGAGGAGGAUGAGCAGAAUGAAUCUCCCCAAACUGAAACGGGCCACUGCUUCGAAACAGACUUUUCCAGCUCGAACCAAAUGCCAUACAACAAGUCAGCAAACCAAUCCAACAAGUCAGCAAACCAGUUAUUCCAGUGUAAGAUCUGUGUCCGUUACUUUAGAUCCAAAUCUCUCUUGAGUAAACACACCAAGAAGGUACAUGGAGCCACACUAAGUGGUGGGAGCUCACCAGCCUCCCAGGCGUCCAAACAGUCCAACUACAAUAUCCUCAUCCAUGAUAGUCUUGGGAAAGUGUUCUCCUGCCAGUAUUGUACAUACAAGUCUCCACGCAAAGCCAGGAUCCUGAAACACCAAAAGAUGUAUCAUAAAGGGAAACUUAAUCUGGACCCCCCUGAAUCUCCAUCUGAGGCUGUUGAAGAAUCUGAGGCAUUGUCGUCUGAGGAACCCAGUGAGGAAAUAGAAGAGGAUGUGGUGGAACGUGGCAUCUUGGAGUCCAUGGUUAAACCUCUGGGGAAGUCCAGGGGGAACCAGGCUCUUCGUGGGGGAUGGUGUGAUAACAUGAUGAAAAACAGCAACAUGGCGAAAAGGAUCUCAACCAUCCACCCAAGUGGAGAAGGAGAGGGAAGCGCAGGCUCUUCUAAAUCGGAUUCCCCCUCUUCCCCAAGAAGCCCUAACUCCAAUAUGGUUUCCAAUGACCAGAGUGUUAAUGAAGGCUCCUCAGUAGCCAACUGCUCAGUUUUCAAGCUCAGCAAAACCGCCUCUGGGAUAUCACCCUAUCAGUAUUCACAGAUCCAAUCGGUAGCGCCAAACAGCACAGGAUCUUCCAUUUUGUCUGAAAGGUCCACCUUCGUGAUGUCUGAUGUCUCCAACUCUGCCAUAGAGAUGGAUUCAGGCAUGCUGGAUGACCCUAGGAGCAGCUCUGAAGACGACGACGAACUGGGUGACGAGGAUGACCCCAAAUACACCGACCCGUUGUCAGCCGGUGAUUCUGCUAAGCAGCUUCUGUCUGAGGAGGAUAACAAGAUGCUGGAGACUAAAGGGAUACCGUUCAGAAGGUACAUGAACAGGUUCCAAUGUCCCUUCUGCUCUUUCCUCACCAUGCAUCGCAGAAGCAUCUCCCGUCACAUCGAGAACAUACACCUGUCUGGUAAGACUACAGUGUACAAGUGUGAUGUGUGCCCCUUCAUCUGCACCAGCCCUCUCAAGUUAGGCACGCACAAGCAAAGCCACUCCUCAGACUGGGACACCAUGGACUUGACCAGUGAAAGCCCAGGUCCUCAGAACGAGACUCCAGAACCAGUGAACGGAGGAAAUGUUGCUGCUUCCAAAGUCAAUGGGAAAAAGCUUAACAGUGUGCUAAAUGACCUUAAUCAGCAGAACCCUCACCGCUGUACUCUUUGUAGCUUCUCGACCACCACUCUGAAAGGUCUGAGGGUUCACCAGCAACACAAACACUCCUACUGUGACGAAAUGCAAGCUGUCGUUCUGGAGGAGUCAGCAAAUGAGCAGCAGGACUCCGAAUUAGAAACGCUCUCCAAUUCUCAGAGCUUUGUACAAAAAACCCAGACUUCGAUUCUUGGACUUGGAUCCAAAAAGCACUUAACCGGGAAAACAGCAAGAAAGUCCAUCAACGACCUACCUUUAGAUCUGUCUCCAGUCAAAAAGAGAACUAGGAUUGAUGAAAUCGCCAACAACCUUCAGAGCAAGAUCAGUCAACAACAGGAGGAUCUGGUGAUUCAUCUGGAAGGAAUUGAUGAUGAAGAGGAAGGAGAGCUCAACAUUGAUGAAGAUGUGGGCAGAGACAAGGAGGAGAAUGACAGUGAUAGUAAAAAUCAUGGCUACGUUUACAACAAGCUUUACGAAGGCCGGGUGGGUAAAAGAAAAAGAACCCUUACGUCAAAGCUAAGAAACAUUCCCAUUGCGCUGACACUCUCUGACGAUGAGGACAACGACUCUGCUGAUCCUAAAGCUGAUCUCCAGGACCAGAGCAGCCAAGACAGCCGAGAUACUGCUUUCCAUGAGAACCUGGACUAUUCAGAGGUCUCUGGGGUCGCACGCUUCUAUUGCAAGCACUGUGACUACCACAACAAGUCAGCCCGCAGUGUAAGCACCCACUACCAGAGAAUGCACCCUUAUAUCAAGUUUAGCUUUAGAUACAUCCUCGACCCCGAGGAUCAGAGCGCAGUCUUCCGUUGCCUGGAGUGCUUCAUCGAAUACACCAACUUCAACGAUCUUCACGAUCACUACAUGGAUCACCAUCCAGAAGCCAGCAAUGUGCUGAACUUCAACCAACCAGAUCUGGUGUACAUGUGCCGCUUCUGUUCGUACACAAGUCCAAACGUCAGGAGCUUGAUGCCCCAUUACCAAAGAAUGCACCCUGAAGUGAAAAUAAACAACGCUAUGAUCUUCUCAAGCUACGUGGUGGAACAGCAACACAAGGGUGCAGAAUCUCAAACGCUGAGAGAAAUAUUAAACUCCGGUCCCAAGAGUUUCACCUGUAGCUCUUCCACUUCCACGCCCAAGUCCUCAUCCAGUCCUGCACACAAAAAUGUUGCAAAGACGCAAGAUACAACUGCAGAGACGGAAGCCCUGAAAGAGGGUGGUAACGUUGUAGUGUAUGACUGUGAAGUAUGCUCCUUUGCUAGCCCUAACAUGCACUCUGUUCUAGUGCACUAUCAGAAGAAGCAUCCAGAGCAGAAGGCCUCGUAUUUCCGUAUUCAGAAAACUAUGAGGGUUAUCACAGUUGAUAGGCCACUGUCAGCAGGCAGCUCUUCCUACAAUGUCAACAUACCCACCCCUGUGAAGUCAUCCAGCGCCACAAUGCCAUUUGGUACGGAUGAGGAGAUCUACUACUGUAAACAUUGUGUUUACAGCAACCGCUCUGUUGUGGGUGUUCUUGUCCAUUAUCAAAAGAGACAUCCAGAAAUAAAAGUCACAGCGAAAUACAUCAAGCAUGCCAGUCCCACCCCUGGGUUGAUGAAACUAAUGGAUGAGCUACAGAUUGCACCUCCAAAGCAGUUCCUCAAACAGUUCAACAACAACGGAUUCGAUGGAUCCAGUAAUUCACAUGGUAGGGUUGGCACAGAGAAGGGAGAAGCAGAGAUGCUCUUCUUCUGUCAGCACUGUGACUACGGGAACCGCACUGUAAAAGGAGUGCUGAUUCACUACCAAAAGAAGCACAGGGACGCAAAGUCGAAUGCUGACCUUGUACGCCGGCACACUGCGGUGGUCCGCAGUCAACGAGAGCGAGCUCAGAUGGGCCAGUCAGGCACUGCAGCCUCUGCCAUUGCUCCUGCUGCUCCUGCUGAGAUGAUAGAGACGUCCUCCGAAACCCUUCGCUCAUUGAAGUGCAGGCACUGCUCUUAUACAUCUCCAUACGUGUAUGCCUUGAAGAAGCACCUGAAGAAGGAUCAUCCUACUGUGAAGGCCACAGCCAUGACCAUUUUACACUGGGCGUACCAAGACGGCAUCCUGGAGGCUGGUUACCACUGUGAGUGGUGCAUCUAUUCCCACGGAGAACCCAACGGGCUGCUCUUGCAUUACCAAAGACGGCACCCAGAGCACAACGUUGACUACACGUACAUGGCCAGCAAGCUGUGGGCAGGGCCUGAUACUACUGCCUCCCAGCCGGGAGGGAACGCUGGGGACACUAAGCACUACCAAUGCAGAGAUUGUGCCUUCGAGGCUUGUUCCAUCUGGGAUAUCACCAACCACUACCAAGCUGUCCACCCCUGGGCUGUCAAAGGGGAUGAGUCUGUGCUACUGGACAUCAUCAAAGGUCAAAGGUCCCAAGCGACACUCCACCCAUCGAUGGCUAAAGGACCACCUUUCACUUUUCUUCCGACUGAGCACGAUGAAGGCCCACUGGAUAUCCCUACGCCACCUCAAGAACACCUCCAACACCAUCCCAGGCUCUCCCACACAAGCAGCUCUAUCUCAAACAGCCCGUACCAGUGCACUGUAUGUCUGUCUGAGUAUAACAGCCUACAUGGACUUCUGACACACUAUGGCAAGAAACACCCAGGCAUGAAAGUCAAGGCGGCUGACUUCGCACAGGAAGCUGAUAUCAAUCCAAGUUCAGUUUACAAGUGUCGCCACUGUCCGUAUGUGAACUCACGCAUCCAUGGAGUUCUCACUCAUUACCAGAAGAGGCAUCCGUUGGUGAAGGUCACCGCGGAGGACUUCUCAGACGAUAUAGAGCAGGUUAAAGAUAUAACUGAAGUGGAUGACAAGUGCAAAACCCAAAGACAGGGCUAUGGUGCGUACAGGUGCAAAAUGUGUCCUUACACUCAUGGGACAUUGGAGAAACUGAAAGUUCACUACGAGAAAUAUCACAAUCAACCAGCUUCAGAUAUGUUCAAGACUCCCCACAUGCAAUAUUCCACAGUGAAAGAUGAGCCGGUGGCUGAAUGCAGUGCCACGAGUCUAUCGUCAGAGGUACAAGAGGUCAGCGAAUUCGAACUCGCUCUCACCCAGUUCCCCAUCAACAAAGGAGAGGCCCAUGCUGUGUUUAGGUGUCAGCUCUGCAAGUACUUCUGCUCGACCAGAAAAGGCAUAGCUCGACACUACCGCAUCAAACACAACAACGUCAGAGCUCAGCCGGAAGGCAAGAACAACGUCUUCAAGUGUGCUCUCUGUUCGUACACCAAUCCCAUUCGCAAAGGCCUGGCGGCUCACUAUCAGAAGCGUCAUGACAUUGAUGCCUACUACACACAUUGCCUGGCAGCCUCCAAGACGUUGACGGAGAAGCCCAGUAAAGUGGUGGUGCCCUUGGCGUCAGAGGCGGAAGGGUCGGAGCUGACCGAGGAGUUACGGUUGGCCGUGGAGAGGAGAAAGUGUUCGCUCUGUGCUUUCCAGGCCUUCAGCAGGAAGAGCAUAGUCUCCCACUACAUCAAACGCCAUCCAGGAGUCUUCCCCAAACGGCAACACUCCAGCAAACUCGGACGCUACUUCACUGUACUCUAUGCCAAAGAACCCGAACCCAUCGAAGAGGUGAACAAAGUGGUGGAGGUUGAACCGAAGCCCGAGCCAGAGGGAGAGGUUGCCGAGUGGCUGCCGUUCAAGUGUCUAAAAUGCUUCCAGCUAUCCUUCAGCACGGUCGAUCUGCUCUCCAUGCACUACAACGACCAUCACAGUGGCAAGGACUUGAAGCGGGACUUCGUCAUCCACCCCAGCCUUACGGAGGAUGGGACGGAGACAGAGCUCUAUCAGUGUGCCCACUGUGAGCUGAAAUUCCUGGGUCUUCCUCUCCUCAGCACUCACCUGAUGAACCAUAACGAGGAGUUCCAGAAGCGGGCGAUGAGGCAGGAGAGGAGGAGGCAGCUCCUUAGCAAGCAGAAGGCAUCUGAGCCACCGGAGACAAAGACUGAGAAGCUGGUGAACAAUACUGACAAAGCUCCGAUUGGCUACAGGUGUAACUUCUGUGUUGAGGUCCACCCCACUCUCAGAGCCAUCUGUAACCACCUGAGGAAACACGUCCAGUACGGGGAGGUCAAGGAGGGCCAUGUCAAGCAGGAAGUCACAGAUGUACCAUUGUCCACCAUCCCGGGAGAGAACAGCAUCACCAACGGAGAGGUGGAAGAGGUGACCGACAACUCCAUCAUGGAGACAUCCCCCAAGGACAUGACGAUGGUCGCCACAGCUAUGGGCCCGGUGGUCGCCGGGGAUGCUGUUGCCAUAGAAACAAUGGAGAUGGCAAUUGGAGAGGGGGUUGGGGUAGUGGCGCCCGUCGGCCAGCAGGUGAAGGAGAGGCUUGUUGGGGGACACCCGUGCGCUCAGUGCGACCGCGUCUUCAUGUCCAUGCAGGGGCUGAGGUCCCACGAGAGGAGCCACUCGGCCAUGGCCAUGUUCACCAGAGAGGACAAGUACAGCUGCCAGUACUGCCAGUUCGUCUCCCCCUUCAGACACAAUCUGGACAGACACGUGCAGUCCCACCAUGGGCACCACAAGCCUUUCAGAUGCAAGCUCUGUCCCUUUAAGUCUGCCUACCUGAGUCGCCUGAAGAGUCACCUACACAAAGCACAUGCAGGCGAGAACACCUAUAAGUGCUUGUCCUGCCCCUUCUCCUCAAUGACUAUCAGCCAGCUGAAGGAGCACUCUCUGAGGGACCAUGGGGAGGCCCUGACCCUCCCCAGGCUUCGUGCUGGCGCUACCACCCAGGGCCCCCAGACCAGGCCACUCAGGCUGGGCUCAGACCCUCACCAGACACCCCUGACCUCUAACCUUGACGACGCUGGGUACCUGCAUGAGACGGCGGACGUACGGCAGCAGCUCAGUCACUAUCAGCUAGCAUCUCGUAGUCAUGUGACCACCGCCCCGGCCCAGGGCGCGACCUCCGACACGCGUCCGGAUGGCAUCCUGACCUGUGAGUUCUGUGAGUUCAGUUCGGGGUACAUGCAGAGCCUGCGCCGCCACUACAGAGAUCGACACGGAGGGAAGAAGCUGUUCAAGUGCAAGGACUGCUCCUUCUUCACCUGCUCCAAGUCAGCAUUCACCAUGCAUGUGGAAGCAGGACACACCGUGGUUCUUGAGGAGGGUCACAAAGACCUACGCUGUCCACUCUGUCUCUACCACACCAAAUACAAGAGCAAUAUGAUUGACCACAUCGUCCUGCACAGGGAGGAGCGCGUGGUACCCCUGGAGGUGUCCCGCUCCAAGCUGUCUCGGCACCUGGCGGGCGUGGUGUUCCGCUGCCACAAAUGCACCUUCACCUGCUCCAGCGACCAGAGCCUGCAGCUGCACGUCACCAAGCACAACGAGAUGAAACCCUACCAAUGCCAACUGUGUUACUACGACAGCAGGGAGCGCUACCAGCUGGAGGAACACCUCCGAGACGAGCACAAGGUGAUCCGUAACUUUGAGUCGAUGGGGCGGGUCAAUCUGGAUCAGCUGGAUGCAUUAAAGGAGAUUCGCAGUAGCGCCGAGGAGGAAGAGGAGAGAGAGGAGGAUGGAAUGGUCAUGGAAGAAGAGAUGAUGGAGGAGAGAAGAGAUGAAGAGCUAGAGGAGGAAGAGGAAGGGGGAGUGGCAGAAAAGCCUUUUCCUAAAGAUGUCCCUGUGGUUUCCCCGAGCAGCAGCAGUGUGUCUGCCUCCGCUGACAAGCGUUUCCCCUGUGAGUUCUGUGGUCGUUGCUUCAGCAACAACAUAGAGUGGGAACGCCACGUCCUCCGACACGGAAUGACUGUUACCAACAGCAGAACAACAGACACUAGCGCCACUCCAGCAAUAGACACCUCAGCUCAGCUUCUUAUUGGCUCGUUGGAUGUCGUGACAAUGACCGAUAGAGGGAUGGACCUAUCCAGCAACGGCAUGGAGGUGGAGAGAGGAUAUGCCUCUGACGUAUCACAGAGUAGUAAAAAUCAGAAUGAGGAAGACAAAGAAAUACUUGAGACCAAAAAUGACCUAUAGGAAGAGAGGGAAGAGAAGAGAACUGUGGCCUAACAUUGUAGUCACUGUGCUAGAGACCAUAACAUUAGGUUUUAUGGAUAUUGAUGUUGGGUUGGGUAUCAAAAAUAGGCUGCAAAAAAAAAAGAUGUAAACAUAAAAAACAAAGUCAAAGGAAUUGUCACCUUUUGGAGCAUUGUUAGCUUUUAAGUGUAACAUAUUGGAAACAAUAGGUUGUGUUCAAUGAUUUAUAUAUACACUAGAUGACUGACAGGGAGCGCUGUUUUGAAGCCGCCGUACCUCCAUCUUGGCUCUCCCCCACCAUUGUGUUGAUGCCACCGCGCCUCCAUCUUUGAACUCCCCCACCAUUGAAAAAAUAUUUUGGAAGCUAUAGAAAUGCAUUUAUGAAGUCUACAUUUGUUUUUGACACGUUUAUUCUAUACUGAACAAAAAUAUAAAUGCAAUUCAAUGAUUGUACUGAGUUACACUUCAUAUAAGGAAAUCAGUCAUUUUAAAUAAAUAAAUUAGGCCCUAAUCUAUGGAUUUCACGACUGGGCAGGGCCCACCCAUUUGGGAGCCAGGCCCAUUCAAUCAGAAUGAGUUUUUCACAACAAAAGGUCUUCAUUACAGACAGAAAUACUCCUCAGUUUCAUUAGCUGUCCAGUUGGCUGGUCUCAGAUACUCCCGCAGGUAAAGAAGCCGGAUGUGGAGGUCCUGGGCUGGCGUGGUUACACGUGGUCUGCGGUUGUGAGACUGGUUGAACGUAAUGCCAAAUUCUAUAAAAUAACCUUAUGGUAGAAAAAUUAACAUAACAUUCUCUGGCAACAGCUCUGGUGGACCUCUGGCAACAGCUCUGGUCGACAUUCCUGCAGACAGCAUGCCAAUUGCAAGCUCCCUCAAAACUUGAGACAUCUGUGGCAUUGUGUUGUGUAACAACACUGCACAUUUUAGUGGCCUUUUAUUGUCCCCAGUACAAGGUGCAUCUGUGUAAUGAUCAUGCUGUUUAAUCAGCUUCUUGAUAUGCCACACCUGUCAAGUGGAUGGUUUAUCUUGGCAAAGGAGAAAUGCCCACUAACAGGGAUGUAAAAAAAAAUCUGCGAAAAAAUAAGCUUUUGUGCAUUUGGAACAUUUCAAUUAUAUCAGUUCAUGAAACAUGGGACCAACACUUUACGUGUUGCAUUUAUAUUUUUGUUCAGUAUAUUACAGACAUGUUAAUGCAUAUUUUUGUUAUUAUAUUAUGUGAGCUAAACAUAAAAAUAAAUAAAAAUUGGAAAAAAUAUAUAUAUAAAAACAUUUGCAUUAAAGUAUAAUGUUUUGAAAGUGAUAAUGUUACUUUGCCCACUACAGCAACAAAAAUACUAAAAUACAUUUAAUUUUGACCUUGAAUCAUUCAAUUUUAAUACUGUAGAAUUCCAUUCAUUUCUAUGGACUGCUUCUUCUGUGGAGUGCCAAUAUGGCCGACCGGUGGCUUCAACGCCUCUCAUUGGUCAAUACAUAGCAUCAGCAAUCCAGGGUUUAUAUACAUCACCGUUUGUGUUACAUCCCAAAAAAUGUAAAUGGAUUAACUUUAAAGUGAGUCACUGGUCCCAUAGAAUAGAUGUUAAUAUAUUGGUAACCAAUAGUGGAUGGUACUGUAAAGCAUACAUUCAGGUCAAAUCGUCAGUUUCCACAGCUUAAGUCCUAGUUCACGUCUACUGAACUAAGAUAUUUAUUUUGUUUAAAGAAAAGAGUGGGUGACAUUUCCCCAAAACAUGUUUGAAAUUGGAGAAUUACAUUUUUAAGCCUAUACAAUGCCUUCAGAAAGUAGUUAUACCCUUUGAUUUAUUACACAUUUGUUUGUUACAUCCUGAAUUCAAAAUUUAUUAAAUACAUCUAUUUUUUCUCACCCAUCUACACACAAUACCCAAUAAUGACAAAGUGAAAACAUGUUUUUAGUUUUUUUUGCAAAUUUAUUGAAAAUUAAUUAUAUCUAAUUUCCGUAAGUAUUUACACCCCUGGGUCAAUUUGUUGUAGAUGCAAGCACCUUUGGCAGCAAGUACAGCUGUGAGUCUUUCUGGGUAAGUCUCUAAGAGCUUUCCACACCUGGAUUGUACAACAUCUGCCCAUUUAUUAUUUUCAAAAUCAUUCAAGCUUUGUCAAAUUGGUUGUUGGUCAUUGCUAAACAACCCUUUUCAGGUCUUUCCAUAAAGUUUUAGGUAGAUUUAAGUCAAAACUGUAACUCGGCCACUCGGGAACAUUCACGGUCUUCUUGGUAAGCAACUCCAGUCUAGAUGGGGCCUUUUGUUUUAGGUUAUUGUCCUGCUGAAAGGUGAAUUCAUCUCCCAGUAUCUGGUGGAAAGCAGACUGAACAAGGUUUUGCCUGUGCUUAGCACCAUUCCAUUUAUUUUUUUUAUCCUAAAAAUUUCCCAGUCCUUAACGAUUACAAGCAUACCCAUAACAUGAUGCAGCCACCACUAUGCUUGAAAAUAUGGAGAGUCUUACUCAGUAAUGUGUUGUAUUGGAUUUGCCUCAAACAUAACACUUUAUAUUUAGGACAAAAAAGGUAAUUGCUUUGCCACAUUUUUUGCUUUUUUACUUUAGUGCCUUAUUGGAAAACAGGAUGCAUGUUUUGGAUUAUUUUUAUUCUGUACAGGCUUCCUUCUUUGCCCUCUGUAAAUUGUGUUAAUAUUGUGGAGUAACUACAAUGUUGUUGAUCCAUCCUCAGUUUUCUCCUAUCACAGCCAUUAAACACUGUAACUGUUUUAAAGUCACCAUUGGCCUCAUGGUGAAAUCCCUGAGCGAUUUCCUUCCUCUCCGGCAACUGAAUUAGGAAGGACGCUUCUAUCUUUGUAGUGACUGGGUGUAAUUAGUGUAAUUAAUAACUUCACCAUGCUCAAAGGGAUAUUCAAUGUCUGCUUUUUUUUUACCCAUCUACUAAUAGGUGCCAUUUUAUGCGAGGCAUUGGUUGAAUCUGUGUUUGAAAUUCACUGCUCAACUGAAGAACCUUACAGAUAAUUGUAUGUGUGGGGUACAUAGAUGAGGUAGUCAUUCAAAAAUCAUGUUUAUUACUAUGAAUCACUAUUAUUGCACACAGAGUGAGUCCAUGCAACGUAUUAUGUAACAUGAACCUAUUUAUGCUUGCCAUAACAAAGGGGUUGAAUACUUGUUGACUCAAGACAUUUCAGCUUUAAAUUUUUUAUUAAUUUCAAAUAAUUUCUAACAACGUACAGUGCCAGUCAAAAGUUUGGACACACCUACUCAUUUAAGGGUUUUUCUUUAUUUUUUACUAUUUUCUACAUUGUAGAAAUAAUAGUGAAGACAUCAAAACUAUGGAAAUAACACAUAUGGACUCAUGUAGUAAACAAAAAAGUGUUCAUCAAAUCAAAAUAUAUUUUAUAUUUCAGAUACUUCAAAGUAGCCACCCUUCGCCUUGAUGACAGCUUUGCACACUCUUGGCAUUCUCAACCAGCUUCACCUGGAAUGCUUUUCCAACGGUCUUGAAGGAGUUCCCACAUAUACUGAGCACUUGUUGGCUGCUUUUACUUCACUCUGUGGUCCAACUCAUCUCAAAUCAUCUCAAUUGAGUUGAGGGCGGGUGAUUGUGUUGACCACGUCAUCUGAUGCAGCUCUCCUUCUUGGUCAAAUAGCCAUUACACAUCUUGGAGGUGUGUUUUGGGUCAUUGUCCUGUUGAAAAACAAAUGAUAGUCCCACUAAGCGCAUAUAUUUGGGCUGCAAUUUCUGAGGCUGGUAACUCUAAUGAACUUAUCUUCUGCAGCAGAGGUAACUCUGGGUCUCCCAUUCCUGUGGCGGUCCUCAUGAGAGCCAGUAUCAUCACAGUGCUUGAUGGUUUUUGCGACUGCACUUGAAGAAGCUUUCAAAGUUCUUGAAAUGUUCUGAAUUGACUGACCUUGUCUUAAAGUAAAGAUGGACUGUCAUUUCUCUUUGCUUAUUUGAGGUGUUCUUGCAAUAAUAUGGACUUGGCCUUUUACCAAAAUGGGCUAUCUUCUGUAUACCACCCCUACCUUGUCACAACACAACUGAUUGGUUCAAACGCAUUAAGAAGGAAUGAAAUUCCACAAAUUAACAAGGUUAAUUGAAUUGCAUUCCAGGUGACUACCUCAUGAAGCUAGUUGAGAGAAUGCCAAGAGUGUGCAAAGCUGUCUUCAAGGCAAAUGGUGGCUACUUUGAAGAAUCUCAAAUAUAAAAUAUAUUUUGAUUUGUUUAACACUUUUUUGGUUACUACAUGAUUCCAUGUGUGUUAUUUCAUAGUUUGGAUGUCUUCACUAUUUUUCUACAAAUGUAGAAAAUAGUAAAAAUAAAGAAAAACCCUUGAAUGAGUAGGUGUGUCCAAACUUUUGACUAGUACUGUAAUUCCAUUUUGACAUUAUGCGGUAUUGUGUGUCGGCAAUUGACAAAAAAAUCUACAUUUAAUCCAUUUUAAAUUCAGGCUGUAACACAACAAGAUGUGGGGAAUAGUCAAGAGGUGUGAAAACUUUCUGAAGGCACUGUAUGUAUCAAAGCACCUUUGACCCCAUGGAAGUUCCAAACGAGGGGUUCUUUAAAGAUAUUUAACCUACUCUACUAUGAUCCCACCUUUAACCUACUACUGCUCCCUGAUCCCCCUUUAAGCUCCUACUGCUCCCUGAUCCCCCUUUAACCUACUUCUUCUCCCUGAUCCCCCUUUAACUUACUUCUUCUCCCUGAUCCCCCUUUAACUUACUUCUUCUCCCUGAUCCCCCUUUAACCUCCUACUGCACCCUGACCCCCUUUAACCUCCUGCUCCCUGACCUCCCCUUCACCUUGACCCCCAUUUAACCUCCUACUGUAUGGGUUAACACAUUUAACUGACCCCCAUUUAACCUACUGUAUGGGGUAACACAUUCAGCUCACUGACCCCCAUUUAAUCCCUGACCCACCUUUAACCUCCCUGCUACCAUCCAGAUCCUCAUUUCCUUCUCCUAAUAAUCCCAUCGUCUAGAGUUGUCGUUGUAACAGAGUUAAGAACGUGCCGGAAGGUCACUCCACAGCUAGCUUGAAAUGUCGUCGAUGCAAUUGGAUCCUUUUGUAUAGCUCAAUCGGUCGGUACGUUGUCAAGGAGGAUGGUCACUGGUUCGAGCCCGUUAUGGGGACACGGACAGUGGAGGACGAUAUACCGUGAAGGAAGAUAUACUGUGAGCAGCUGACUGCCGUCGGUUUCAUGAUGUUGAGAGACAGACAGUAUAUGAGAGAUGACUCCUCUUGACCUGUGCCUGUAUUCAAGUGUCUCUGAGUAGGAGUGCUGAUCUAGGGUCAGUUUUGCCUUUUAGAUCAUAAUGAAGAAGAUUAUAUGGACAGUGUGGACCUGAUCCUAGAUCUGCCUUCUCAACGUGUCACUCUCCACCCAUCUAUACUAGCUGUAAAAGACAGUAGGACAUUUAUGUGAUUUGACCCGAAUGAUAACUUUACAGUAGUCUUUUUUAGCAUUGUGUUAAUCAAGUAGAAUAAUUCCUUGAGGAAUAGUUGCACCUUAUCUAUAGUAUAUAUCCAACUUUUAGAAUAUUGACUUGGCUUUUGCCCUAAUAUGGUUCCCUUGAAUAGGAUGUGAUGCCUUCAGCCUUAGGCAUUCCCAUCACUUCCACUCUUUAUAACUGCAUUUAUUGUCUAUAGUCCAACUUCUGACAGUUGAGAUUUUGACAUUUGAAAGUGAACUGACACAACCGUGUUCCCAAAACAUGAUAACCAGCAGCUUGACUUAAUUGGUUAAGUUCCCUUGCUAUUUGGUCUAUCCAUAGCGAGCUACACUGUACUCUGGUGUUAUAAAUAUAUCUUCAACGUCAGAAGAAAAUAGAGGGAAUAAUGUGUGGAAAAUAGCAUGACGUAAGCAGCUAAUUCACCUCAUCAAUAGGGAAUUGUGACAGCAUUUGAAAGACAUCCAACUUGUAUGCUAAAGAAAAAUGAUUUUAAAUGUGACUGACCAGCAAUGUGAAAGUAGAACACUGGGGUGUUUAACUAAUGUUCUCCAGUGCAUUUAUGCUGUAUUCUAUCAUUGUUUAUGGAGAUAACUAGGAGAGCCUACUCUUCUGUAUGCUUCUUUUUAGACUAGGCUGUUUUGACAAACAAGGCAGAGAUUGUAUAUGUUAGAAGUUGCUGCUCAAAUACCCCAAAGCCUUAUUAGAAUUAUGAAUAGCAAUUAUUUCAAGCUUCAUCAAAACAAAUGUUUUCUUUUCAACAGUGGUUGGUUGGAACCAAUACAAAAAAACAAUACAAAGUGAUUGACAGUUAUUGGUAUAACUCAUUUGAGCCAUCAAAAUGACAGAAAAUAAAAUGUUUUCUUGGUACCAAAAUAUUUAGCUGGCUAUGUUUGCUACAAAUGUCUUUCCUGGGUAAAGAACCAUUGUUGCAUAGGGGAAGAACCCAGAGACAUAUAUAUAUAUAUACAGUAUUAAUGUAUAUAUGGCUCUGAUAGAAUCCAGUUCCCCUAUAGGGUGUCCUGCAUGUACGUAUGUGACAUGCAGCUGUGUAUAGAGAAAACAAACUGCUUGUUAAGUGUUUGAAACUGUGGUGUUUCAGAAAGGAACUUUAACCUUUUUCCUUUAGGUGUUGGUCUCAAAUUAAACAAAUAAACAAAACAAAAAAAUCUAAAGAUAACAACCUUUGGAGUGUUUUUCAGACUCCCAAAUCAAAAUGUUAAUAAUAAGCUGUUGUACAACGUCUGGUUGAUAAGAAAUAUCGCUUAUUUUUUUGUACCUUAAAAACAAUGGGGGGGGGGUGCUGAGUCUUUUACCCCUUGUCCUCUUUUCCUUUUAAAGGACUAGCCUAGCUUUUUAAACAUUAACCCGUUAGAGAAAUGUUUGUUUGAGGAAAUAAGCUUUUAAAAAGUGGCAGCCGCUCCACUUAAAACCAGGGGUUAAAUAUGGAUUUUGUAAGGUGAUGAAACUGUCCUGUCUCUCUGUCCCCCAAAAUUGGUAAAUUUUUCAUAUAAAUCUAUUGAACUGUCACUGUAUACAGUGUCUCACUGUACCCUGAAGGAGGUGGGACUAUUUUGGUUGUUGGUCACACCCCUUCCUCCCACCUCCCAAUUUAAUCCCUGCUCGUCAUAACACACUGGAUACUUGUAUGUAUAUAUAUAUAUAUAUAUAUAUAUGUAUAUAUAUAUAUAUAUAUAUAUAUAUAUAUAUAUAUAUAUUUUAGUUUGUCUUCAUUAUGUUUCUCUCCUCUCUUCAGACUGUUCUCUAUAGUUUUACUACUUUAGAUUCUCCAUUUUGCCUUUUCUCCUGUGAAAAUCUGAUUCCUAAAGGUGGGCCUAGAAUGAUUGUUUACAAUUGUAUUCCAUUUGAUCUCUGGAUAUUCUGUAAAUAUUGUAAUUCAUUGUCUUUUUUUAACUUGUUAAUAAAGUUAUCAGAUAACGGUA